Molecule: messenger RNA, 2137 nt
Organism: Drosophila willistoni
Lineage: Eukaryota; Metazoa; Arthropoda; Insecta; Diptera; Drosophilidae
Product: facilitated trehalose transporter Tret1
Exons: 3
Coding region: 391-1998 (535 amino acids)
Biological process (GO): carbohydrate transport; transmembrane transport
Cellular component (GO): membrane
Molecular function (GO): sugar transmembrane transporter activity
Source: RefSeq, a predicted model, not a curated record
CUCUCGCCCGCUGUGUGUGUGGGUUCUCGUUGCUUUCGUCAUCAAAAGAAACUUAUGAAAUUGAUACUGAAAGUCAGUCCAUGAUUGAAAUGCACGGAAGUUUCCACUUGUCGUUUCAAUUAGACAAGUGUAAGGGUAACCGAACUAGCCAAGGUAGCGCCUAACGUCGACAGAGACCCGAGACCCGAGACCGGAGUCAACAACGUUGCCAUUAUUGUUAAUUGUGAGCCAUUAAUUGAUUGGCGGCGUGCGAGCUAAGUAAGACAAUAAAUAAUACAAAAAACCGUACAAACCGUAGCCCCCAUAGAAGAUUCGCACAUUUGAAGGCUCGGCCGAAAUAGGGAGACAAAACGCGUAUUAAACUUCUCUCCCUUGAAUACACACGCCGCCAUGAAGCAACUGGAGGAACCACAGCAGACACAGCCACAGCAGGAUGAGAAACUUUUAUCAUCUGGCUAUCAAAUUGGCAUCGUCUGCAAGGAUAUGGAUAAGACAGAGAAAUUUGAGAAACCAGCCAAACCACUGGGCGAAAGUCGUUUGGCUGUCCUGCGGCAAGAGUUAAUGGUAUUUUUUGGCAAUUUGGGUGUCCUUGGUGCUGGCAUGGUUGUUAGCAUGCCAUCGGUUACCCUCUCCCAGCUGCACGAUGAAACGCAACCCUUUUGGCUUAAUAAAGAGGAAUCCAGUUGGUAUGCUUCUGUUAAUAAUAUUGCCUGUCCGAUUGGCGGAUUAUUGGUUAGUUUUUUCAUGGAUCGUAUUGGACGCAAACACACAAUUCUAUUGACCAAUAUCUUGGGUCUUUUGGGUUGGAUUCUAUUGGCCACAUGUUUUCUGCACACGGAUCGGGAUCAUGUCUAUGCCCAGAUGCUGAUAGGACGGGCCAUGGGUGGCAUUAUGAUUGGCAUGUUUGUGUCCCCGGUGGGUGUAUAUUCAGCCGAGAUUAGUUUGCCAAGGAUACGAGGACGUCUGAUAUUGGGCACAUCGUUAGCCCUGGCAUCGGGCAUAUUGUUAAUGUAUAUUUUGGGCUAUUUCAUACGCAGCAACAUUAUACUCAUCUGCUGCAUCUGUAUAUGCUGUCAAGUCACGGCCAUUCUAUUGGUAUUCCCCAUGCCGGAGUCACCAAGUUGGUUGCUUCAGAAGGGACGCGACGAGAAGGCACGCAAAUCGUUGAGAUAUUUCCGUGGCUUGUCGACAAAAGAGAAUGAUUAUGUGCCCGAAUUCGAGGCAGAAUUGGCCCACAUGAAGGAAUUGGCCGAGAAUGCCAAUAAUACGGCAGCCAGCGAAUCCUUCAGCCAGAUCAUACGACGCCCCGAAGUCUAUAAGCCUGUGAUCAUGUUGACUGUCUUCUUUGCCUUCCAGCAGAUCUGCGGUGUGGUUGUGAUCAUUGUAUAUGCCGUCCAAAUAGCCCAACGUGCCGGAGUGGCCAUUGAUCCGGUGCUGGUGGCCGUUAUGCUGGGCGUGGCUCGGAUUGUGACGACCUGUUUCAUGAGCAGCAUUUUCGAGAAAUGGGGUCGACGGCCAUCGGGCAUGUUCUCUGCCUCCGGCAUGGCCAUCUGUAUGCUCCUCCUUGCCGCUGGCGGCUGGUGGCCCAACACAAUUGGCACCAUGUCCUGGCUACCUGUGAUAUGCAUUGUGGCGCACAUUAUUUUCUCCACCAUGGGCAUGCUGACGCUGCCCUUCUUCAUGAUCUCCGAAGUCUUUCCGCAACGGGCCCGCGGCAGUGCCUCCGGCAUUGCCGUGUUCCUUGGCAUGCUCACGGCCUUUGUGAUGCUGAAAAUCUAUCCCAAUAUGGACGCCCUAUUGGGUACAUCCAAUCUGUUUGCCUUCUAUGCCGGCGUCUCGUUUGGAGCGGCGGUGUUCAUCUAUCUCUGUGUGCCAGAGACGCGUGGACGAACGCUUGAGGAGUUGGAGGAGCACUGGAGGACGGGCAAAUUUGCUCGCCGGGCAACUGUGAACAAUCUAAAGGAUGUGGAGCUGCAUGAGGUAUUUCUCAAGAAAUAGGAGAGAGAUUCUAAUUCAAUUUCCACCAUUGUAUACGGUGAGAAAUGCAAUCUGUGAUGUGAUUAAUUGAGUACUUAGCCUUUGGCCAAAAAAACCCAAAAAUGGAAUAUGGCAUAAACAAACCAACAACAACCUAAAG